Suillus clintonianus is the source of this 1303-nucleotide messenger RNA. RefSeq lists its product as uncharacterized. The transcript is spliced from 4 exons. The coding region runs from base 86 to 880 and encodes 264 amino acids. Gene Ontology annotation, molecular function: GTP binding. The record is from RefSeq and is a predicted model, not a curated record. Lineage: Eukaryota; Fungi; Basidiomycota; Agaricomycetes; Boletales; Suillaceae.
CAAAUAGGAUCAUUCUACUAGUAGUGCAUUUGCCAAAAGGCACAGCGUAGAAUCAACCCAGGACAUCGUUGGGACACUGUCUAACAUGAACAUCGUUAUCUUUGGAGAAACAGGAGCAGGCAAAAGCUCCGUCAUAAACCUCAUGGCUGGCCAACAGAUUGCGCACAUAUCGCCCGAUUCUCACCGCUGCACCCUGCAAUGGACGGAGUACCCCAUAACCUUCGAAAAUGGGACUCAAUACCAGGUGUUUGACACUGUUGGCCUUGAGGAGCCCCGUCUACAAACCGGAGAAUACCUCUCCACAAUUACAAACGCAUGUGGCCUCAUCAAUACCUUAAGAGCGCGUGGAGGUGUCAACCUCUUGCUCUUCUGUAUACGUGGAGGUAGAGUCACGGCAACCAUGCAGAGCAACUACAGGUUAUUCUUCGAAUUUCUCUGCGAGGAAAAAGUCCCGCUCGCGCUAGUCGUCACAAACCUCGAGAGGGAGACAGACAUGGAAGAUUGGUACACGCGGAAUGUGGAUCACUUGGAGAAGUAUAACAUUAGGUCCGCAGGACAUGCAUGCAUAACCGCGGCGAAUUCUCUCGACGGGAGGCAUAAAGACAAGUAUAAGGAGUCGCGCGGAAUACUCCGUAGAGUGGUUGAGGCUCAUUGCAACGCACCUAUGGAAGGGUGGACCGGUGGACAAGGAUGGCUUGCUUCGUUCCUUGCCAAGCUUGUGGACUUUGUAACUGGACGUCCCAAGAAGUCGGAUGUCAUUGGGAUCCUCACAAAACGAUGUGGAAUGACCAAGCAGAUAGCUCAUUACCAGUCCCUCGCACGAGUACCAAGCGCACAUAUGGUAAACAUUAUAUCACCCCAGGCUACGACGAUCACUUGAGCUAGCGCAAUACAUUGAUUUGAGCAACGACGGGAAGAUGAAGAACAUUGAAUAACAAGAUCGCCGAAUGAGCAACGACAUAUUCGUAUCUUUCACAACUAGCUCAAUCAGACAAACUCCUCAACACAUCUACUAACUCUUCUUGCACCGUCUCAAUCCUUGUCGCUUGCUUUUGCGCUUCUCCUGAAUUGUGCAUUCUCAACGCCGUCCGCGCUUCCCUUACGAAUGCGUAUGAUUGUAUCGUGGACUCUUCGACCCCUUCAACCUCUCUCGGGGCCUGUGAGGGCGCCGCAUCCUCAGAAAUCAGACCGGAGAGGUCUACGGAAGAAGCGCGCAGAAGAGCAAGGUCUCGUAGGGUGUCAUGAAGAGGAAGAGGUGUGCUUUUUGAUGUCAUGAUCAGAGUCCAAACAACUAAGCACCUCG